Molecule: messenger RNA, 8340 nt
Organism: Caenorhabditis auriculariae
Lineage: Eukaryota; Metazoa; Nematoda; Chromadorea; Rhabditida; Rhabditidae
Source: the annotation of a GenBank genome assembly
AUGCUUAAAUCACUGGUCGGUUCCUUUUUCCUUCCCAUAAAUUUCGCCUUUUCCAGCGUAUAAUCAAGAAGAAGAACAAGGAUGCUGUGGAAACGUCGACUAGAAAGGUAUGAAAAACAAAAAAAAUCUUCUGGAGAAGAAUUUUCCAGAAAAAGGAUAAGGAUAAGAAGCCUAAAGCAGUUGCAUCGACCGUGGAAUGCUCGCAGAAGAAAGUUGGUUUUUUUGGCAGAUUUUGAAGAAUAUAGGGUUCCUAUAAGGUGCUACAUGGUGUUCCCAAACGGGGUGGAGAGACGUUAAAAAAAAAAAAAUUUGAAAUCUACAGUACACAGCCGAAGGCGAUCGAACAAACAAGUUAUUAACGUUUGAUACUCAGUGCAUUUUAUCCGUAGCGCGCACUAAAUUUUUUUUGUAAAUUCAGAAAGUUUGACGCCUCGCUCACCUUUCCUCACCCCAUUAGAAAUGCCGUGGCUACGACAAGAGCAAGUAUUCCAUUUGCGGGGAGCACUGUAUGCAGAAAUGCGCAUUGAGUGCAUACACUCUGCGUGUUUACACUUUCGUUGCGUGACGUCACCGGAUCGGAAAUCUCCGGGUUUUUUUGUUUUCUAGUUUUUUUUCGACUAUUUUUUAACUAUUUUCUGGUUUUUUUUUAAAUUUGCAUUUUCUCGAUGACACUUGCACGAUAAAAAACAGUAUAAAGAACAAAAAAUUGAAAAAAAUUCGAAAAAACUCGGAGGUGUCCGACCCGGUGACGUCACGCAAUAAAAGUGUAAACACGCAAAGUGUAUGCACGCAAUGCGCAAUCCCGCAUACAGUACUCCACGCAAAUGGGAAACUCGCUCUUGUCGUAGCACCGAACUUUCAAGGGUCCCUAAGAUUGUCCCUCCAGGGACUCCUCUGCAAUAGUCGAUUUUUUUGCCCCUCCAGGGACUUCUCUUGCGGUCUGCGAAUUUUUCAGAAUUUUCAGAGAUUCCUUGACUUUUCCGCAUCAAAAGGAAUUUUUAAACUUCUCCCUGCUCCUCUAAGAAGUUUAUUCGAAUGAAGUAGGAAAAAAAAAUUAAAAAUAUUAUUUCUCAGCGAAAAUCUACCUCAUUGAAGUUUUGUAGAUUCAUAACAGCUUUUAAGAAAUUUUAAAGGCGCAGGGUAGUUUAUCUCUUUUUGGUCUUGUAAGGAACUCAUCUUGGAUCGGCAGAGGUGUCCCUAUAGGGUUAGGGACCAGCUCCUGUAGGGGAUCAAAAAGUGCUCCCUAGAGGAGUAAAGGGUCCUAUGGGGCUUUAUGGUCUGACCUCUAAGCCCCCGAAGCUUGAGUGGCCCCUAUAGUGGUCUUUUAAUAAUCCUUCUGAUUUGAAAGUUGAAAAGAGCUAUCAAAAUACUCCCCUAUAGUGGCUACUUUCGACAAAUUUAGCUCCUCUGUAGGAGGAGGCAAGGUGAUUCCUAAAAGGUAGCCUGCAAGAGCUCCGAAUGAUGACCCUUUAGGGGCCACUUUGGCAAUCCUAAGCAUAAGCUCGAGUCCAGAAGUAGAAAUGAGAGACUAGGGCUCUUUGAAGAGAUUAUACAGAAGCUAGAGUGCUCUUGUUUCUCUGUCGUCUCUUCAGACUAUCAUUGAUCUCACUUUUCCUAUCCUAGACGUCAUUUUAAAGAUCUUGUACAGAUAUUCCAAGCUAUCAAUGAGCUUAGGAGAGAGACUGAGCUCUCUGAAGAGAUUCUAGAGAUAGAAAGGAUUUCUCUCCUUCUCUGUCGUCUCUUCAGAGCAGUAUUGACCUCUCGCUUGAUUCUCUAUUUCAAUUUUAUAGUUCUCAAUGAGAACAAACGAAACAGUGGGCAACUGAAGAGAGUCCAGAGAAACCAGAUUUUUUUUGCAUCUCUGGCGUCUCUUCAGCAAUUGCUGAUAUUUUUGAGAAUUGAAAAAUUCAGAAUACGCCUAAAGGUGUAGCAUCCAAUGUGGAAGUCUCGCAGAGGAAGGUUGGUUUUUUUUAUUUAUUAAAGGAAUUUUCCAAAAUUUUUUUUGGAAGCGGCUUUGAACUUUAUAGUAGACUCAUUAAAGCUUUCAGGGAUUUUUGAAGAUUUUAGAAAUUUUGAAGAAAAAAAAAGUUUUCUCCAUUAGAGACAAUGACUAUCUGGAGAGAGUCUAGAGAAACAGGCUCGCUCUGGUUUCUCUGGCGUCUCUUCAGGUCAUAAUGAUCUCUAGGCUCUCUGAUCGAAUUUGAAGAUUAUCCCAAAAUCUCAUUGAGCAGACGCUAGUGAGAGAGCAUUUUCUGAAGAGGGUUCAGAGAUAAAAACUUUCAAUUUUUCUCUGGCGUCUCUUCAGAUUUUUUUAUCUAUCGAUCUCGAUUUUUUUCACUUUUUUUGGUUAAAACUGAAAUUUUGAAGGAGAGAAUUUAUGAAAUAUAUAAAUUUUUUUGAAUUGAAGAGAAAGGCGAAAAAGAAAGACGAGGAGAAGACGAUCAAUUCGAUGCGCGCCAGGAUGAAUUCCAACGAAAAAGUGGAAACUGGACCGCCCGAUUUCGCCUUCGCCGCUUCCGUUCAUCCAUCGGUUAAAAAAAAAAGAAAUCUUACAGAAAAAAAAAACUUGAUCGUUCUAAUAGUGAGCUUCUUUCUCGAAAAAAAAAGGAAAUUUCGAAACUUUUUUUAUUUUUUUGAAAACGCCCAAGCUCUGAAAACUAGAUACAUAUAUCCAUCUGUGAAUGAAAAAAAUCACAUAUUCUUAAGAAAUUAACUAACUCGAUGUUUUUUUCAAAAGGCAUGCUGGAAAAAGUCGGUCGGUCAGUUUGGAAAACUAGGCCACGCCGUAAUAUUGCUCCAUUGAACACUUAGAAUUUCAAUCUUUUUUUUUUCUUUUCUGAAUUUUUCUUCCUUUUUUUAAUUUCACUAAGACGGUUUUCGUUUUUUUUUUCAUUCAACUAUAUCGUUCUCGCGAGCAAAAUACAAUGGUUACAUUCAAAAUUAUGAAAUGAUUCAAUUUUUUUGGAAAUUCUUAUCAAUUUUUUUGGAUCCAAAAAUAACUUCAUAUAACCAAAUGAGUGAAAUUAAAAAAAUUUUUUUAGAAAUCGGAAAAUGAGAUAAUGUGUAAAAUAGACACAAAAGAAAAGGCAAAAAACAAAAUUCCCUCCAACAAAAGGUGAAACAUUACCCAGGGAAACAAUUAUAAAUAACAGUUUAGGUUGAAGUGAGGAGCAUGUAUCCCAUACCCUAGAAAACUUGAAAAAAGGAAGGAAAAAAAUAUAGAAAAAGGAAAAAAAAAAAUCUGAAAUUCGAUUUUCCAUGGAGCAAAAUUACGGCGUGGCCUAUUUUUCCAAAUCGACCGAACCGACCGACUUUUCCAGCAUGCCUUCUCAAAAAACCCAAAUGGUGUUAACGAAAAAGAAAAGAAAUUUUCCUGGGAUAUGGACGGUUAUUGAAACUUAAAAAUGAACUAAAUUCAAUUUGUCUAUUGAAGCAAAUUUGGCGGCUUCAAAACUGUCGUUUAUAUGUUUAAAAUGAUCACGGGAAAUCCGCAUAAUGGACAUUUCAGCAGUAAAAUUGGGUCCUACAACGAAAUGGCGGUUUUUAAAGGCGUAGUUCAAAAUUUGAAAGUUCUGGGCUUUGAAUUUUGCGCCAAACAUCCAUUUCGAAACCGCCUAAUAUACCAAGAAAUAUUUUUUUUAGACAAUCGAACAAAAAAAGCAUUUAACAAGUGAAAAACGAACAAAAAGAGCGUUUCAAUUUCACCAAGACGGUUUUCGUUUUUUUUUUUUUCAUUCACUCGUAUCGUUCUCGCGAGCAAAAUUUCAAAAAAAGAGCAUCAGACGACCGAACAAACACCGGGCCAGAAGCAGGCUUUCGAGCAGUUCAUUACGGUUUUUUGAGAAUUUUUAACAUUUUUCUCAAAGUCCUCUUGGUGUUUAGAAGAUCAAAAACAUGGGCAUUGACGGGCUGAUCAAGGAGUACAAUGCCGAGGUGAAGCCCUACAUUGUCCCCAACAUGAGACGGGAGGUUUUCGAUAAGAACGUCGAGAAGAAUCGCUACGUUGGUGGGUUUGGAGCAGGAAGGAAGGAGAAAACAGGACUUUUUAUUGAUUGAUUGGUCGAUUGGUCGAUUGAUUGUUUUAUUGAUUUAUUGACUUACUGACGAGCUGACUUAUUGAUUUAUUGAUUGGUAGCCGAUUAGGGUUACUCCAAAAUGACGCGAGAACUAUUUCUGCGGAAAAAAAAACGCUUCUGAAAGAUUUUUUGAAAAAAGUUGAUUCGACCGUUUUUGGGACGAUUGUCCCUUUUCCAGACGUGGUCUGCAAUGACACGACCCGAGUCGUCCUGAAAGACGGCCGUCCUGGAGAUUAUAUCCACGCCAAUUACGUCAGAGGCCUCACACCGACGUAUAUCCUCACUCAGGUUGAAAGUUGGAACAGAAUAAAAGAAUAAUGAGGACGAAAACGAGAGAUAAUGGCUUCCUGAAGAGGUUCUAGAGAAGCUAGAUUGCUCUCGCUUCUCUGUCGUCUCUUCAGGAGUCCACUGCUCUCUCGCUUCUGACUGAAGUUGUGAAGCUAUCAGUUCAUGUAAUUGAGAGAUAAUGACUUGCUGAAGAGACGCCAGAGAGGCGAGAGUGCCCUAACUUCUCUGUCGUCUCUUUUUAUUGCUAAGUCUCUAAUUUCUACUCUCUGACUGAGCUUUUGGACUUGAUUUUUUCACUGCGAAAAGAAAUAAGCUUUUUCUUGUCAAUAGAGCAACGUUUCUUCAGGGUCCCCUGGCUGGAACUUGCGUCGACUUUUGGCGAAUGAUCGCUCAGGAGAAGGUCACAAUGAUUUGUAUGCUCUGCGAGGUGAUUUUUUUUUGGGAUGUCAAGAAAAAAAGCUUUCAAAAUGACUUCAUAAGCCUAAGAAUUGAGUUUUUCUUCCAGUUUGUCGAAAUGGGCAAGACGAAAUGCGAGAAGUAUUAUCCGGACGCGGCCAAUGAGAAAAUGACCCAUGGAGGUGAUUUUGAAAAGGAAAAAAAAAAUUUAAGAAGUGUUUCAAGUAUCUAAAACUCUCUACAUAUGCUUUUGAAAGUCUGAAGUUAUAAUUCUCAGAUUUUACGGUCACUUGCGAAUCAGUCGACACGACCGAUCAACACUUUCACAAGUGCAAUUUGUUGGUCGAAUCUGGAGGCACAAAAUGGAAGACGACCCAUUGGAGAAUGAAGACUUGGUCCGUUUUGAUUACGAUUUUUUUUUAUUACGGUGCACCACGCGUUGAACCGACUAUCGGCGAGCACCCCUCGUUGAACUAAGCGCGAUUUGGCCUGCGUUGAACUUUCAGGUGCCCCCCGCAGUUUAACCAGUUACUCUCUGCGUUUUCGGUGCACCCCGCAUUGAACUGAGCGCAAUUUGGGCGACCCUGCGGUGAACGUACCGGUGCGCCCGCAAUAAAACAAAGUGCACCCCGAGUUGAACCUUUCAGUGCAACCCACAGUGUAAUCUGGUGCACCCCGCAAUGAGCCAAUCAUCGGCGCGCCCCCCUCUUGGGACUGAGCGCGAUUCGGUGCACCAUGUGUUGAACCUUUCAGUGCACCCCACACUGUAAUUAGGUGCACCCCGCGAUGAGCCAAUCAUCGGCGUGCACCCCGCGUUGAACGGUGCGCGAUCCGCGGCGAUUAACUUUUUGGUACACCCCACAGAGCAACAAGGGACACUCGAAGAGAACAAGGGACACUCAAAGAGGACUUAAUUUUAUGCCACACGCUUGUACGCCAGACAAGUCCAACACGGUGUGCAUUCACUAAUUAUGGGGUUUACACCCUCAUUUUUGUGAAUCCCUAUUCUUUUGGUGCACCUAACAAUGAAGUCAGGUGCACCCCGCGUUGAACUGACCAUCGGCGUGCACCCCCCGAUGAAAUGAGCGCGAUUCGGAGCACCCUGCGAUGAACUUUCCGGUGCACCCCGCAAUGUAACCAGAGAUGCACCUCGCGUUGAACCGACCAUCGGCGUGCACCCCUCAUUGAACUGAGCGCGAUUCGGUGCACCCCGCAGUGUAACCAGGGUGGCAUCAGGGGUAUACCGGAAAGUUCAACGCGGGCUAGGACUAUACGAAACAACAUCGACUCCACCUGAGAGUCCCCUGUUUCAGGCCGGACAAAACCGUCCCGAAGUCGCCAAUGUCGGUGCUUCGAUGCCUUCUCGCUAUAAGAACCAGUCAGAAUGCUGUGGUCGUCCAUUGCUCGGCUGGAAUCGGCCGAACCGGAACUUUUACCGCCGUCGAAAUCUGCCUCCAGACGGUGUUCAACGGCAAGAUCUUGGUCAUGUACGAGAUCUGUCAGAAGCUUCGAUGUGAGCACGGCUUUUUGCUUGGAUAAUAUGUCAUUCUUGGAACAGUCUGGCUUCUCUGCGCUCUCUUUUCUCUAUAUUUCAUCUUCUGAAGAGAUGAGAGAGCGCAGGCGGGUCGGAGUGUUACGGGUGAUAAGAUUUUUCCAGAUUUUUUCUAAUCUUUCUAACUUUAAUUGAAGCCUGCCGUCCGAGUUGCGUUCAAGUCGACCAGCAGUACAUUGCCCUGGCGUUGACCGUAUGCGAGUGCGCCUUUGCUUUUAAAUACGUCACCGACCCGACUCUUAACGCUGUGAGAUUUUCGGUUUUCAAUAUAAGGUCACAAAACAUAGUUAUUGACGGGUAUGCAGAGCAGUAAAUCGACGACACUCAUACCUAAAAUAACUUGCGAGAUAUAUGCGAUAUCGCCAGCGGUACAUUGACGACUUUGUGAAAGUUCUGCGAUGUAGCCGCGCCGGUGUUGCAUUUUUCAUAGCGCGGUCGGUGAGGGAAAAUGCGAGUUUGGAGCGGCGAUAUAGCGGGUCAUUUGCGACAUCGCUUUUCUCUCGCGUCGGACUAGGGAGUUACCUUUGGUAUUCACCCAGGCAUAAUUAGCGAGAGUAACGCGAUAUCGUCUGCGGUACGUUGACGACCUCGUAAAAGUGCUGCGUGAUAGUCGCGCCGGUCCUUUUUACUUUUAGCGCGAGAAAAAUGCGAUAUCGGUGGCGGUAAAUUCAAAAAUUUGCAAAAUUGUCGCUCUGUCCUCGCGCGGAUCCCGCAUUCUGGAAAUUUACAUUUUUCCUUGAAGGCGUGAGAAAAACUAAAGACGGUUCAUUUGCGACAUCGCUUUUCUCUCGCGCCUGACUAGGGGUUUACUUUUGGUAUUCACCCAGGCAUAAUUAGCGAGAGUAACGCGAUAUCGCCUGCGGUACAUUGACGAUCUCGCAAAAGUGCUGCGUUUUAGCCGCACCAGGAUCGCACUUUUCUUGGCGCUAUAUCGCAUUUUGCAAAUUUUGGAAAUUUUUUUGAGAGCGUGAGGAAAGCGAUAUCGCGCCUGGAAAAAUGCGAGAUUGGCUUGUGAACAGAGCGAUUUGUUCGCGUUAUUUUCAGUGUUUUUCUAGCGAUAUCGCGUUUCUAUCGCACCACACUUGGCGGUUAUCUUUAGUGUUAGAUUGAAUAUUUUCAAAGCAUUCAGAGUGCCAUUUGUAGUCAAAUCGACGAUUUGAAAAAAGUUCAUACUGGGAGAUUUUUAAGUGGCCUCUUGAGGGUUUUGACGUGUUAUUGCCCACUAUAGUAGUCGAAUAAGUGAUCACUGGAAAGGUAUCAAUGAUCGGUUUCAGGAGAUCACAGCGAUGAAGGAGAAGUACCUGCAGUACGUGGCGACGGGCCAGCCCUCUGAAGGCGUUUCCCAGAAACCGUCGAACACUUCGUUGGCGACGGCGCCCGCCACCGCCGUCACCACCACCACGGCCACACAACCCGCCCAGUCGCCCUCCAAAGGCGAAAAGAAGAAGUGAUCCCAGGUCGGUGGGUUGCUAGUUUUUCCGAAUGUUGGUUGUUGAUGGGUUACGGUAGUUUACGGUUGUAGUAGCAAUUCAUCAUGGAGCUGAGUGGAUCACGUUGAUUUUUCAUUAUUGCUCGUUUUCUCGGGAAAAGGCGGAUUACGGUAGUAUACUGUUUUUGUACAUUUCCCAAAAAUUGACCUCUAUUCUACAGUAUGGUCAGAUCUUUAGGGUUACUGUAGUUUACUGUUUUGAAAUUUUCUACGGAAGUUGACAAGCUCACCUUACAGUAUGGAGUUGAGUAAGGAAUACUAUAGGGUUACUGUAGUUUUUUAUUUUUGGGAAAUUUCUCUGAAGCCCCCGGGCUAACGUUGAAUCUCCAGUAGGACCAGAAAUUGCUAGUUUUCUUGAGAAAAAUUCAAAAAAAAUUUUUUAAGCUCAGUUUUCAUCCAAUGACGCCAACAAUCUAAAGAGAGAAAAAUUUUGGUAAGAUUUGCUGAAAAUUUCUUUCGAAAUGGAGAUUUCAGACCUCACCGUCAUUUUUUUCUCUCUCCCUCUCCCUCGAUUUUUCUUCCCUCAAAAACGGCAAUAA